GCCCGGGCCGCCCCCUCUCGCAGCUGCGCCGGUGCGGCGGGGCGGCGCGGUGGGGCCCCGCCUGCGGGCGGUACCGCGGGCAGCCCCGGCGCCGCUCCUCGCUGCUUACCCGCACCGCGCCGCGCCGCGCCGGAGGCACCAAGAUGGCUGUUCUCUCAAAGGAGUAUGGCUACGUCAUCCUGACAGGAGCUGCCAGCUUCGUCUUGGUCACACACCUCGCGGUGAAAGUGGCCAAGGCCCGCAAGAAGUACAACGUGGAGUAUCCAACCAUGUACAGCACAGACCCUGAACACGGACGUAUAUUCAACUGCAUCCAGCGGGCACACCAGAACACAUUGGAAGUUUACCCCAUCUUCCUGUUCUUCCUAGCUACCGGAGGACUCUAUCACCCGCGAAUGGCCACAGGGCUUGGCAUCACCUGGAUUCUUGGGAGAAUCCUUUAUGCCUAUGGCUACUACACAGGAGAUCCAAAAAACCGAAGGAGAGGGGCCAUUGGUUCAGUUGCACUCAUUGGGCUGGUGGGCACAGGUGUGUGCUCAGCUUGCCAGCACCUCGGCUGGAUCUGCCAGGGCUAACUGACCAUUGUGAUGGCUGCCUGGGAAACUAAAGGGAGUUUUGUUUUGAUUUCUAUUUCAUUUCCUGUUUUUUGUUUUCCUUUUCUCCUUAUUCAAUAAAAUGAAGUUGUCAAUUCUGUAUUUUCA
This is a messenger RNA of Falco peregrinus (peregrine falcon), 701 nucleotides long. It is a transcript of the gene MGST3, whose product is annotated as microsomal glutathione S-transferase 3. Lineage: Eukaryota; Metazoa; Chordata; Aves; Falconiformes; Falconidae. The transcript has 6 exons. The coding region runs from base 144 to 575 and encodes 143 amino acids. Gene Ontology annotation, molecular function: glutathione peroxidase activity; glutathione transferase activity. Gene Ontology annotation, cellular component: endoplasmic reticulum; nuclear envelope; membrane. The record is from RefSeq and is a predicted model, not a curated record.